AUGUUUUUAUCAUUAUCAUCAUUAUCAUCGACUGGAGUUAAAAGUGUUGAAUUGAAUCCGAAUGGAGAAAAUGUUUGUUUGAGAACGGAAACUUAUAAACAGCCGGUUUCUUUUUACAAGGACGUUUACGUACCGGAAGUUGAAUAUAAAUGGUGUUGGGAUGCAAGUUUACAUUUUAGAUGCCCCGUAUCGAAAAUGGUUAAGAAAAAAAUUGAAGAAAAAAAAAUCAUACAGAGGACGAGAUUGGUUCUGGAAUGUUGUGCCGGAUAUAAAAUAGAUCCAAACGAUCGUACGAAAUGUAAACCAUAUUGUAAAAAAUUAUGCAUGUAUGGAAAAUGCAUCGAACCGGAUGUUUGUUCUUGUAAUUAUGGAUAUUAUGGAAUAACAUGCGAUAAAGAAUGCGAAAGUGGUUGGUGGGGUCAAAAUUGUAAAGAAAAAUGCGAUUGUGAAAAUGGCGCCAAAUGUGAAGCAUUUUAUGGUAAAUGUUUUUGUCAAAAUGGCUGGCAAGGAAACAGAUGUCAAUUUCCAUGUUCGGAUGGUUUUUUCGGUUUUCAUUGCAUUGAAAAAUGUAAUUGUCCAAAUGGAUUAUGUCAUCACGUGACUGGAACUUGUUUGUCAACGACGACGACAACGACGGAAACAGAAACGAAUGACGUCACAAUUAAUACAGCAGAAGACGAAAGGAAUUUUUUAAAAAAAACGAUCUCAAAACUCGAUGCAAACGUUUAUAAUUACGAAAAGACAAAUAAUUUUUUAUUAAUACCAGAUGAAACGAAAACGGAAACGGAAAUAACAACAACAACAACCGGAAAAAUGGAAAAAAUUAAUAGUUUAAUUAAUUUUACUGUUUAUGAUUAUCCAGUCGAUUAUUCGUCAUCGACAAGUUAUCAGUUUAAAAAUGACGAAUCCGAAACAGAAUUUCGGUUAAAUGUCAAGGAUGACGUCACAAUUACAAACGCAUCGGAAACGAAUUCGGAUGAGAAAUUAUCAUCGACUUCCGUUUCAACUGAUAAUACGAUCUUAUUAGAAGGAAGUACGGAAAGUUUUUCUUCUUAUUCGAAUAAAGAAAAUGAAACGACAACCGAAGAAGAAUUUGUAGAAUCCACGACCGAAUACGACGAACAAUCAACUGAAGAAACGAUAGAAACAACAAACGUACAACCAGAAGAAUCAACCACGGAAAUAUAUUUUGAAAAUUCAACGACGAGUCAAACAACAAACGCGACGACGAUUGUCGACGAUGAUGUUGUAACCACGAUGAAACCUUUCGUACAAACGAGUGGGAAAGAUCUUGUCGAAAGCAAAACGAAUGAUGAAAAACAAACAACAACAGAGAGUACAGAACAAACGACAACGUCGAAUAUGUUUUCGACAAACUUUGUACAAACGGAUGAAACAGAUGUUAUCGGAAACAAAACGAUCGAUGAGAAACAAACAACAGAAAGUAUAGAACAAACGACAACGUCGAAUAUGUUUAACGGAUUUACACGUGAAUCAUUUUCAAAAAAUUUAACGACAAACAAUUUACAACCGAAACAAAACAACAAUCAAACAACAACCGGUAUAUCGAUAUUAAUAAUAAUUAUCGGUGUCAGGUGGUUGAUGCUCGAUCACAAAAGAAAACUAAAAAAAAUGUCGGUAAAGAAAAACGAAGAAAUUUUCAAUUUGCAAAAAUAUCGGGAAAGUUUAUUUGUCGUUAAUAACCAAUGUAAAAAUUCAAUGUAUUUAUACGAAAUGAAAUUACAAGAGGAUGUUCCUGUUUUGCAAACGUUUAAACCAUUUCCGGAAAAAAUUUUUUGA
Pediculus humanus corporis (human body louse) is the source of this 1800-nucleotide messenger RNA. RefSeq lists its product as uncharacterized. Lineage: Eukaryota; Metazoa; Arthropoda; Insecta; Psocodea; Pediculidae. The transcript has 7 exons. Bases 1 to 1800 code for a protein of 599 amino acids. The record is from RefSeq and is a predicted model, not a curated record. Gene Ontology annotation, molecular function: protein binding; scavenger receptor activity.